AUGGAUUCUGGGCCUGCCUGGGCUGCUAACCCCACUCCCGGUGGCACCUUCUCCGUCCCCAAUGCCACCACACCCUGGAUGGGACGGGAUGAGGAGCUGGCCAAGGUGGAGAUCGGAGUCCUGGCCGCGGUCCUGGUGCUGGCGACAGGGGGCAAUCUGACUGUGCUGCUGACCCUGGGACAGCCAGGCCGCAAGCGCUCCCGCAUGCACCUGUUUGUUCUGCACCUAGCCGUGACUGACCUGGGUGUGGCCCUGUUUCAGGUGCUGCCCCAGCUGCUGUGGGACAUCACCUACCGUUUCCAGGGCCCUGACCUCCUCUGCCGGGCCGUCAAGUAUCUGCAGGUGCUCAGCAUGUUCGCCUCCACCUACAUGCUACUGGCCAUGACGCUGGACCGCUACCUGGCUGUUUGUCACCCCCUGCGCAGCCUCCAGCAGCCCAGCCAGUCCACUUACCCUCUCAUCGCCGCUCCCUGGCUGCUGGCUGCCAUCCUCAGCCUGCCUCAGAUCUUCAUCUUUUCUUUGCGGGAGGUGUUCCAGGGCACAGGGGUGCUGGACUGCUGGGCAGACUUCCGCUUCCCUUGGGGGCCUCGGGUCUAUAUCACCUGGACCACCCUGGCCAUCUUUGUCCUGCCUGUGGUCAUGCUCACGGCCUGCUACAGCCUCAUCUACCACGAGAUCUGUAAGAACCUCAAAGUCAAGACGCAGGCCCGCAAGGUGGAAGGAAGGGGCUGGAGGACUUGGGACAGGAUGUCGCCUUCUGUCCCAGCUGCCGCCACACGGGGCCUGCCAUCCCGGGUCAGCAGCAUCAGUACCAUCUCGAGGGCUAAGAUCCGAACCGUGAAGAUGACUUUCGUCAUUGUGCUGGCCUACAUUGCCUGCUGGGCACCCUUCUUCAGCGUCCAGAUGUGGUCCGUGUGGGACAAAGAUGCCCCUGACGAAGAUUCAACCAACGUGGCUUUCACCAUCUCCAUGCUCUUGGGCAACCUCAGCAGCUGCUGCAACCCCUGGGUCUCCAUGGGUUUCAACAGCCACCUGCGGCCAUGGCCGCUGUGCCACCCGGACUGCUGUGGGGGUCCCCGGCCCCGGCCACGCCGGCAACUCUCCAGCCUCAGCCUCUCCAGCCGCCACACCACACUGCUGACCUGCUCCAGCGGCCUGCCCGCCCUCACCCUCAGCCCCAGACUCGGUGGGGGCCCUGGGACCGAAGGGUCACUGAAGGACUCUGCGCAGGUGGAUGGGGAAGCCUCCACAGAGACCGGUGUCUUUUAG
Puma concolor (puma) is the source of this 1269-nucleotide messenger RNA. RefSeq names its product arginine vasopressin receptor 1B (gene AVPR1B). The record is from RefSeq and is a predicted model, not a curated record. Gene Ontology annotation, molecular function: peptide binding; vasopressin receptor activity. Gene Ontology annotation, biological process: regulation of systemic arterial blood pressure by vasopressin; positive regulation of vasoconstriction; G protein-coupled receptor signaling pathway. Lineage: Eukaryota; Metazoa; Chordata; Mammalia; Carnivora; Felidae. Gene Ontology annotation, cellular component: plasma membrane.